CGCGCCCUCGUUUGUGACGCACGAUAGGCCGUCCACCCCGACGAAAGCCGCGAGGCGGUAAGAAGAAGGAGGAGCCGUCGUCGAUGGCGGUCCCGGAUCCGGACGAGGCGGACGAGGCUGUCGUCGAGCUCGGCUCCGACUCGGACGACGGCGUCGCGGGGGGCACCGAGGGAGAUGACGACGACGAGAACGAGAACGUCGCCGGGACGGACGACGACGUGCCGCCUCCCGACGGCGAAAACUACUUCGGGAGGGCCGCGAAAGAGGGCGCCGCGCCCGAGGGCGCCAACCCCUUCGCCAUGCCCGCGCCCGCCGCGGACGACGACUGGGCUCGCGAGAUCGCGGAGGCCAAGCGGAUGGUCGAGGAGCAGCGCGUCAAGCGCGAGCGCGAGGAGGCCAUCGAGCGGCAGAAGGAGAUCGAGGCCGCGGAGGCGAAGGGGAAGGUGUACGAGGAGCGGCGGAAGGCGGGCGACUCGCCGUUGCCCUCCGCGGGCGGCGGCGGAGCCGGCGGCGGCGCCGCGAGGCGAGAAAGGAAGAUCGUCAGGGCGAAGAGGCCGACCGGCGGCGGCGGAGGGUCCGCGCCGACGCCGGGAGGAGUCGGCGGCGGCGGCGGCGGCGGCGGCGGCGGCGAGGGCGGGGGCGGCGCGAGCCCGUUCGCCGGGUUCAGCUUCGCGCCCCCGUCUUCCACCGCCCCGACGACCGGGAGCCCCUUCUCCGGUUUUUCUCUCCUCUCCGCGCCGGAUGCGGGGAAAGACGCGACGCCCGAAGCGGCGGGCGGCGGCGGGAUCCUCAGCCGACUCAGCGGCGCGCCAAAGCCCUUCAUCGAGCCCGAGCCCGAGCCCGAGGUUGAGCCCGAGGAGGAGAGGGUCGAGGCGGCGGCGAAGCCGGCGGCGGCGUUUCAAAGCGAGUUUCAAAGGGAGGCUCCGACGCCGGACCUUCCCGUUCGCACGGCUCUCGCGGUCGAGCUAGACCUGUGA
Micromonas commoda is the source of this 977-nucleotide messenger RNA. RefSeq lists its product with no specific name. Lineage: Eukaryota; Viridiplantae; Chlorophyta; Mamiellophyceae; Mamiellales; Mamiellaceae. The record is from RefSeq and is a predicted model, not a curated record. Bases 84 to 977 code for a protein of 297 amino acids. The transcript has a single exon.